Coffea eugenioides is the source of this 1927-nucleotide messenger RNA. RefSeq lists its product as uncharacterized. The coding region runs from base 297 to 1505 and encodes 402 amino acids. The record is from RefSeq and is a predicted model, not a curated record. Lineage: Eukaryota; Viridiplantae; Streptophyta; Magnoliopsida; Gentianales; Rubiaceae. The transcript has 16 exons.
UCAAAGCCAAGCUGCUGUGGAAACGCACUUCCCUACCAUUUCCUUCCCCACAAAUUCUCCGAAAACGUCGGUUUCUUUCUCACAUCUUCGACAGACAAAACACACGCACACACUCCAUCACACACACACGAGGAAUAACGUUUUGAUCAACACCUGAAACAAAAUUAAACAGCGUUUGUUACUUUUGGCUCUACCUUGAAGACAUAUAAAUAUGUAUCUGUUAUAUACAAGUUCUUGAGAGGAAGACCAGAAGUGCAGGUGCAGUUGAAGUAUCUGUUAGUUUAUAGUCUACAUACAUGUUGGUCGUUCAUGGAAAGACGAAGCCCUCAAGCAUCUACGGAUUGAUGCUGAGAGAACCUAAACAUAGGAGAUCAUACUUGUGCAGCUUCUUUCCUACAGCUUCUCUGUUGUUUCUGGCAGUCUUAGUCGGAAGUAUAUAUACGGCGCUCCAAUACAAAGAGAAAAUUUUGAAUUGGAAGUUGGAGGAAAAUCUUCUGCGUACAUGUGAGAACCACUGUAGGCCUCCUGGAAGUAAGCCAUUGCCCAAAGGUAUUGUUGCCAAGACUUCUAACCUGGAAAGAAGACCAUUAUGGGGUUUGCCAAAGAAAUCAAACUCUUCAAGGAGCUUGUUCGCUAUGGCUGUUGGGUUAAAACAAAAAGAAGCAGUAGAUCAGAUGGUCAGAAAGUUUCUGUCGAGUAAUUUUGUUGUGAUGCUUUUUCAUUAUGAUGGUGUCGUGGAUGGAUGGAAGGAUUUAGAGUGGUCUGAAAGUGUGAUACAUGUAUCUGCUUUGCAUCAAACAAAAUGGUGGUUCGCUAAACGAUUUCUACAUCCAGAUAUAAUUGCAGAAUAUGAUUACGUUUUCCUAUGGGAUGAAGACCUUGGAGUAGAAAACUUCAACCCUGAGCGAUAUCUAUCAAUUGUGAAGGAUGAAGGACUUGAGAUAUCACAGCCAGCACUUGAUAUUGGGCAAUCAGAGGUGCAUCAUCAAAUUACUGCACGUGGGAGAAAAUCGAAUGUGCACAGGAGGACAUACAAGCCUGGUGGGAAGGGAAUUGGAUGUGAUGGAAAUAGUACGGCUCCUCCUUGUACAGGGUGGAUAGAAGUAAUGGCUCCAGUUUUUUCAAGAGCAGCCUGGCGCUGUGUAUGGUAUUUGAUCCAGAAUGAUUUGAUCCAUGCGUGGGGCUUAGAUAUGCAUCUUGGCUACUGUGCACAGGGAGAUCGAACUCAAAAUAUUGGUGUGGUUGAUGCUGAAUACAUUGUCCAUUAUGGCCUCCCAACGCUCGGAGAGCAUGAGAAAAAGACAAAUACUUCUGAAUCCAAAAACUUGACCGAUUCGGAAACACAUGUAGAGAGCCCGUCUAACCCAAUCAACUUCAGAGUUGAAGUAAGAAGACAGUCGUUUAACGAGUACAAGAUAUUCAGAAGGCGAUGGAAGAAAGCUGUUGAGGAGGAUCGGUGUUGGACUGAUCCAUACACAGAGCCAAUAAAGGAGAUCACCAUCUAAAUGGAGUCUUCUUUCUUUUCUUUUUUUUUUCUUUGGGAGGGUGUGUUCUUCCAAGGUUGUAUUCAUUGAUGUCAUUUCGGCCAGUUGAAACCAAGCUUAUCCACAACAGGCCAUAGGACUCCCCUCUUUAGUUUUAAGUCUUGCCAUUGGAUAGCAGACUUCAACAUUUGAAGAAACUAGAGACAGGUACAGAGACUAGAGUCAGGAAACAUGCAGGUUGGACACCUUCUAUCUAUACAAGAGAAAAAACAAGAAAAAGAUAGCCAGAAAAGCCAUAGUAUAUAUUGUAUAGUCUAUGGUUAAGAGCAAAUAAUUUUAGAUUGAACCAUUAAAUUUCUUGAUUUUCCUUCCCAGUUUUUCCUUUUCGCACACAAUCUGUAAUAUAAUUGUAAAGGAACUCUGAUAUCGUCAGUUAACAUGAA